UGGUUUACUUCACGGUUGGAAGGCCAUGAAGAAUUGACUUGUACAGAACUAACCCCUGGGCAGCUUUACUCUGCGUACGCCUAUAAGCCACCAGAGGUAGCCAGAAAGUGGACGGAGCCCCGCGGGAACGGGAACCGGGCCGAGGCGUGCCCCGCCGGGGCUGCGCAGCCCGGCCGUUCGCCAGCCCGCGGGCGCAGUCCCCGCCCCCCGCCCGACCCCUCAGCUGCAGCCCUCGGGCCGCGGUUGGCCGCGCCGGUGGGCAGCUGACUGGGUGACCAUGUUUGGCGGGCUGGGAGAGGACAGGCAUCCGGUGCCGUUGUUUUAUUCCCGGAGAAGGCGGUGGGACGGGCAGGCCACUUCCCUGCCGGAGCAGUUGGGAUUGCGAUUGGGGAUGUGGUACUGGAAAGAUGAAACCAGAACUCUUGAAUUCAGAAGGUUGACAGAUAAAAAGUUUGCUUCAAGAGACGAUAAGUCACCUAAAGCCUUAGAGAAACGAGGUCAGCAGGGCAACGUGACACUACAUGAUGCUAAAUUUGUUGCUUUGUUUUUGCUACAAGAUACUGAGAUGCAGCGGAUCUGUUCUUUUACAACGUUUAUGAGGAAUAAAAAUCUUGACAAUUUCCUCAUGGCAUUGUUGUACUAUUUAUCUCAUUACUUGGAAAAAAAUUCACUGGAAAAGAAACCCGAAAGCUAUAUGGUGGGCCUUGUAGAGAAGAAAGAGAUGGAAUUGGUUAUAAGUAAGUUAGAAGCGGCCCAGAAGUACUUGGCCCAGAAGUACUGCAUUCUCGUCCUGGGCUUGGCCAUGCCUGAUAAGCAUCACAUGUGCUGCGGAAAGUUCAUACGCAGAGCUAAAUCAGAAUGGGAGAAAAUAUCAGAUACACAGAAAGACUGGAAAUUCUUUGAGUCCUUUUAUACUUUCUGUACAUAUGUAGCUUGGAUUGUCUUCCGACGUCAACACUUCACAGAGAUUGAGGAAGAAAUAGGGAGGCUCUUUCGUACCAAUAUGUUCAACAUUCCUCGGAGGAAGCGUGAGGAUGAAGAAUCAGGGGGGGGAAAGAAACACAUGACUUUUGUACAAUUCAGGAGAAUGAUGGCAAAACGCCCAGCGAUUAAAAAAGCCAUCAACAUGCGCUCUCCAGUCAUGUCUACUCUGCUGCCGUCUCUCAGAGAAAAAGCUCAGAAUGUCUUUGAGAAAAAGAAUCAUCAAGGAGGCAUCAGACUCCCAGCCCCGAGGCAAGAGCACAUGGACAGUCUGGGCUCUGUGCCCAUGCCAACAGUUGGCAUCUUGGGGGAGCCUCGGUGUCUGUUCAACCCCCAUACACUUCUCCCCCUUGAACCAGAAGAAAACACGAAACCGGAUGGGAGACAUUCUUCCCUGAUAGAAAGAAAUAACAUGAAGAUCCAGGAUACACUGAACUUAGUCAUGAAAACACUGUCCUCUCAAACAACAUUCCCUAAACAAUCGGGUACAUUCCAUUUCUGUAAUUAAGUCUCUGUAUUUGAAGUAAACUACUUUGACUUAAUCACUUUAUAUAGGACUAAUAUUUAUUAUUAUUAAACUUUUAAAUUCAAAUUAUUUUGUUAAAAGUUCAACAGUAGACAAUUAAAGAAUCCCAGAAAGCUUUUGAAAAACUCAUUUUCCUGUAUUUACUAGUUUGCUCUGUUAUUUAUUUACUUCCUUGGCUUCUCUGUGACUAUUCAGAGUAAUAUAUUAGGACAUUUAACCAGUGUUCAAUGGACUAGUGAAGAAACAUCCUGUGUAUUUGUUCCUAAGUUCAUUUUUACUGUAUGAGAGAGUAUAUUUGGGACUUUUGAAAACUAAAUUUUAUAAAAAGGGAAAUUAAAAUGUUUUUAAAAUGAAAUGUUUUUCUAUGGCUAUGUUAUUAUUGGCAUUGAGAUAUAAAGUAUAUAUGAUUCAU
Zalophus californianus (California sea lion) is the source of this 1919-nucleotide messenger RNA. It is a transcript of the gene PPP1R36, whose product is annotated as protein phosphatase 1 regulatory subunit 36. Bases 278 to 1489 code for a protein of 403 amino acids. Gene Ontology annotation, molecular function: phosphatase binding. NCBI's taxonomy places the organism in Eukaryota, Metazoa, Chordata, Mammalia, Carnivora, Otariidae. The transcript is spliced from 11 exons. The record is from RefSeq and is a predicted model, not a curated record. Gene Ontology annotation, biological process: negative regulation of phosphatase activity.